AUCUACUUUAAUUUCAAUAAAUUUAAAGUAAAUGUCCUGCUUUGGAAUUUUUCCUAUUAGUACUUUUAUCAUUAUUAAUUUUAGUUAUUAUUGCCUAAUUGAAGUAUAUUUAUCCCCAUACCAUAUUUUUUUAACUUUAAUCUACUUUAAAACAGUAUUUUAACAUAUUAGUAAAAAAAAAAAAAAAAAAGUAAAGUACCUCUUUCAGACCUUGCUAUCUUUGGGGCAGAUGAUGUAAAUGGCGUUUUAUUAGCCAGGAAAGCCAGUGACUUGGCAGAAUUUAGGUCAUUGGUUAAUAUGCAUGACUAAAUGCAUGAAGGGUAGGACGUAAUCAUCUACUUUUUUGAAGUAACCUCUGUAUCAUAUAAGAUAAGAUACUUUUAGUUUUUGUCACUAUUGCUUCCUGGACACCCACUCUUUUUUUUUUUUGCCUAGCAAAUUCUGCUUCAGUGCUUACUUAGCUUGUGAUGCUGGUUAGCAAUCUUAGCAAUAUCUGUCCAAUUCAGCCCUAUUGACUCUUUUCCUACAGGUAUUUGGCUGGUUUUUUGCAGGAGAUCACUACCUUAUUACUAAUGGUAUCUAGCCAGUUUUAUUAGUCCUCCAGGUCUCAGCUUCUUGUCAAAGCGGCCCAGCUUGGAUUACUCUUGUUUUGCUUUGCUAAAGCCUGUUAUUCUUUUACAUCAAUUCUCUUAUUUUGUGCAUGGUUCUGACAUCUUACAUUCCAAUGUUUUUCAUCUUCUUGGUCUUAGAAUGAUAUUUGGUGACUUUCUUUUGGCUUUCUUUUUGUUUCAUGAUUCUUUCUGUUGUUAGUUUUUUUUGGGCUAUAGAAUUUCUGGGUUGCUCACACAUGCCUAGUUUUUCUCAUUUAUUCUGACUUGAGACAGGCGCAGACUUGGUGGAUGAAUACUGACCAACUCCAAAUUCUACAAACCCUUCAAUUUGAUCAUACAGCAAAAACCUUUGGCCUAAACAGAUCUGUCAAUCCAUUGUAUGUCACCAUCAUCAUCAGUUUCAGCUUCAGUCAUCUGCAUGUUAUUAGAUGCAACAAUCAUUCUUUGUGGUCAUAACUAGUGAUCCCUUGUGCAUUAUCUCAUCAUUGAAUCCAUCAACUUCUUGCAAUAUAUACGUCAUAAGCAUAAGAUCAAGUACUAACAAUUAAGCACUUGAGAAAUCACUUCUUGUAUGUCAUUAAAUCCAGCAGUUUUGUCAUCAUAAUAUAAAAAUGGAAGUGAAUCAGUGAAAUUGGGAAGUCAAUACACAAUUGGAAAUCAACAUUGUUAUUCUGUCUGUUUGUGAACAGUCAGCUAAUUAUGCUCUACAUCAUCAUUUCUUGCUAAAGUCCUAUGCAAAGAACAAGAAAUACUCAAAAGCCUCUCUGGUUGAAAUUUAAAAAGCAUGGAUCAUUUUAAAUACAGCUUUGGCCUGCCACAAUGCAUUGACUCUACCAGUGCUGAGGUAGAAUGGGCAAACAUGAAACAAAAAUUACAUGCACAAGCUCACCAGGACUCUGAUCAGAGACAGAAAGCUUUCUUGAUAAGCAUCGCAGCAGAUCAAGCUCAAGAAAUAUUCAACAACAUUGGAUUGAGUCGUGAGGAAACUGUAAAAUUUGAUGACAUUUUACAAAGAUUAGAAGAUGUUUGUCUUCCACGGUUUCUCAUUAUUUAUAGUCAGUAUAAAUUUGUUUCAUGCAAAUGGCAAACUGGGACAAAUUUUGGUGAUUUUUUACAAGAACUUUUGUACUGGUCUGAUACUUGUGACUAUAAAGACUUGAAAGAUUUGAUUAUAAAAAAGUGUGUAUUAAGUGGGGAUGUUGAUGAAACAAUUAAGAAGUACUUCAUGAAUUUGAAAGAGCUUGAUACACGCUCAGGAUUAAAUAACAAAAGUCAGGGCACAAAUGCACAGAUUAAUUCAGUCCUUGUUCAUAAUGUAGAUACUGAAGCAGAAAGAAAAGAAAUAAAAUCCAAAAAUGCAGAAAGUGCAGUGGAACCAUGGGAUAAAAAAUGUAAACCUCCUGAGAAUUUUUCAGAGGUCAAGGAUUCAAAUAUUAGUAACAAACUGGAACAAGUUCAAUUAUUAGAAAAUAAAAAAAAUAUACCACCAAGAUUAGUUACACGAAAUAAAUGUUAUGCGCAAACAGGGGUUGUUUUAAACAAUGCAGAAAAUGACAGUAAACUAAACUGUACUGCUGAAUUAGAUUUUCAAAAAGAAGUCAAAGACAAUAAUCAUGAAAUAGAAGAAAAGGUUUUAGAGUGUAUAAAGUGUAAGAAACAAUGUAGGGAUAGUUCUUCACUUAUUGCUCAUGUUUGUCAAAACAAUAAAUCUAUUAGAAAUUGUAAAGCAACCCAAAUGAAUCAUAGCCACAAGCAGAUCUCUAUAGAUGCGAGCUUGAAAAGACACAGAAAACUGGAACCUGCAGGAAAACAAAAAUACAGCUGUGAUGUCUGUAGGUCCAGUUUUGGCAGUCGAUCACAUCUUAAAGUGCACUUAAGGCUUCAUACAGGGGAACGUCCAUUCAAGUGUGACACUUGUGAUUCAUCCUUUCCAGAAGCAUCGAAAUUAAAACUUCAUAAACGAAAGCAUACUGGAGAAAGACCUUACAAGUGUGAGAUAUGUCCACGAACUUUUACCUGGACUGCUGCAUACAAACGACAUUUACGAACUCAUACUGGUGAAAAGCCAUACACUUGUGAAUUCUGUGGUAGCUGCUUUGCAGAUUUGACUUCUUUUCAGCGUCACAGGCGCUCCCACACAAAAGAAAGACCAUACAAGUGCGACCUUUGUGAUUCUAAGUUUACAGAUCCAUCAGCAUUAAAGUUGCACAUUCGUGUGCACACAGGUGAGCGGCCAUAUACAUGUAAGAUAUGUGGAUCCUCAUUUGUGCGUUCGCAGCACCUAAAAGACCACAUGAAGUUGCACACUGGUGAGAAACCAUUUAAAUGUAACACUUGCGAAGCCAAAUUUCUAGAGGCCUCCAAGUUGAAAGUUCAUCAGCGCAAACACACAGGGGAAAAACCCUACCUUUGUAAAAUAUGUGGUUCUCGAUUUGCAUGGACGGCAGCAUAUACAAGGCAUAUGCGAACACAUACAUUUGAAAAACCAUACAUUUGUGGCGCCUGUGAUGCGUGUUUUGCUGAUCAUUCAACACUAACUCGCCACAAGCGCACACAUACUAAAGAAAGACCUUACGUUUGCAAAAUUUGUCAAACUGAUUUCGCUGACAACUCAUCAUUACGUCGCCACAGCCGUAUCCAUACUGGAGAAAAGUCAUAUGUGUGUGAAGUCUGCGGAUCUUCAUUUGCUGUCAGAUCUUAUUUAAUGAGACAUAUGCGUACUCACACAGGGGAAAAGCCAUACAAAUGUGCUACUUGUGGUGCCAAGUUCACAGACUCUUCAAAACUGAACAGACACAACAAAAUUCAUUCAAAAAGUCUGCCUAAACCAAAACCUGAUCAGCAAAAUAAUUCCAAUAAUCAGAAAGAUGCUAAGGAAGACCACCAGCCACAUUAUCAGGAACUUCAUCCACUCAGGCUUUUAGAACAGUCACCACAAAAGAAUAUUUCACAGGAACAAAGCCACUUCAUGGAUACACAGCAAUCGGUGAAUUUAUUCGAAGGCAUGCACCAUCAACUUGUCCAACAAUGUAAUAUUAUGCCAUUACCAAAAACAAUUCCUUAUGAUUUUUCUGUAUUAUAUAUUUCUGAGACAUCUGUUGAAGAUAAGGUCUGCCUUUUUGUUGUUGUUGUUGUUCUUGAUGCUUCAGUUGUUAUCCAUGUUUCAGAACCAUACAAUUUUAUACAGCACAGCCAAUCUAAAAUGGACCGAAUCUGGUUUCAGUUUAAGUCAUAUAUGUUAAGCCAAAUGCAAUCCACUGGCCAGAUAACGACAUCAGUCUUUCUAAAGGAAUAUUUUCGCUAUAUGAAAUUAAAUAGCAAUACUGGACUUUCUGAAAGUGAUUUGAUAAGUACUGACUCUAUUUUAGACACUUUGGAAAAUAUUUGUUUUCCAAGCAUAUUUCUCAAAUUUCUAUGGUUUCUGCUGUUGAAUAUGAACAUUAGUUGCCAGGAUUUUCAGACAAUAAAUGAAAGCUCAGCUUCAGACUUUGCAUUGUUUGUGUCCUUGUGCCACUUGGAAAAAAACUGCAUGCAGUUUAUUAUUGAAACUAAAAAACAUAUUACCAUUGACCAGAAGGGGCAUAUUUGCAGCUCAUUAAGUUGUGCUGAUGAGAAUCAAGAAAGUAGUCUCUUAAUUAAGGAACUGUCUGUCAAAUUUAAACAGUUUGUAGAUGAUUCACCAAGCAUUCUCAAAGAUUUACAUCUGUUUCUUAAUAAUGAAAACAAAGUUGUUGAAAAAAAUAUUCAACAAGAUGUCAACUUUAAAUCUACAAAUAUUAGGAAAAAUAAUUGUCUAGAUUCAGAAAAACUUGUAAGCUUAAUUGACUCAGACACAAAGUUCACGUUGGAUGAUUGUCAGAGUUUAAUGUUCUUAGCAAGCAAAGAAGGGUCUACAAAUGUUGGCUGCUGUUCAAAUGUUAAAUCUCAACUCAAUGUCCAGGAAUCUAAUGUUUGUGACACUUCUAAAACUUUAGCGACAAAGUGUCUAAAUGGAUCUAAACCAGAAAUGACUGCUGCAAAAUAUGUUUGUAUACUUUGUGGAGCUCAUUUCAAAAAAAGAAAAAUAUUGUGUUUACACCUAAAUUUGCAUACUGACCAGAAGAAAUUCUCUUGUAAUGUUUGUCACUUAACAUUUAACAUGAAGUCCCAAUUUGAAUGCCAUAGUUGCAGUUUAAGAAAAAAUAACUUUAAAGGAAAGGACAAUUUUCCUGUUUUAAAAAUUGAUAAGAAUAUACCAAAAAUAAAUUAUCUCCCCUACCCUGACCUAGAUAGAAGGAAACAAAAGGAAAGAAAAAAGAAACAAUUAAACAUUGAUGUGAAAAAAAAAUCUCUAGAUGCUAAAAAGGGUUAUACCACCACUUGCAUUUUGUGUCAAGCAUCAUUCAGCAAUAAAUUAUGUCUUAAUGCUCAUUUAAAAAUGUGUCAGAUGAAAAAAAUAUCAUGCAAAUAUGUUUUCUCCAAUCUAGUAAAAUUAGCAAAUCAUGAAGGCAAGAAACAUGAUAGUAAGAGUGAGUCCUUACAAGCAAUCACUGAAAAAGAGAUUAAUACUACCGGUACUCAAAAGCUGCUACUUUGUAAGCGAUGUGACUUCUCUGCAGUACUUCCAUCUGAUAUGAGAUCUCAUCUCAAGAUACACUCUGAAGACAGAUUUGUAUGUGAGGUUUGUGGUGUAUCCUUUUUAGAGAAGGCUAAACUCAAACGGCAUGAGAUGGUUCACACUGGAGAGCAGCCUUUCAGCUGUGAAGUCUGCGGUAAAUGUUUUGCAGAUAAAUCUCAUCUGACGGUUCAUUUGAGAAUCCAUUCUGGAGAAAAACCAUUUAAGUGUCACUAUGAAGGAUGCACUUCUGCGUUUGUUGAAUCAUCCAAAUUGAAAAAUCACUUGCGUCGACAUACCGGUGAAAAACCUUACAUAUGUGAAGUGUGUGGAUUGUCAUUUGGAGUUCUUUACAGCUUGAAAUCUCAUAUGAGACGACACACCGGAGACAAGCCAUACAAGUGCACAUUCUGUAGUUAUGCUUCCUCACAGUCUUCCAACCUCAAAGCACACAUGACAGUGCACAAUGGCAACAGACACUACUGCAGCAUGUGCACCGCUUCAUUUCAUUCUGUUUCUAAGUUAAACAAACAUGUAACUGUCCAUUUUGAUAUUGAUGAAGAUAAUGCUAAUUUGAAAGCUAAUGCAGUACUAAACAAGGCAGUUUAUAAUAGUGCUAAUUUAAACUAUUUGCCUGCUUACAAAAACAUGAGUUGUACUAAUAUUGCACCAGCUUGUGAGCCCAUAUCGCAGGCUCAUAAUUUUUCAUAUUUGAACUUUGCGCAAAUACAAAAUAAUGACCAGUCUCUAUCACCUUAUGCUGUUCAGGAAGCAAGUUUUUGUGAAAAAAAUGUUUUUCCUAGUCCACAUGGCUUUUCUGAACAUUUUCAAAAUGUUACAAGUAGCAAGAUGAACCACCCUGAGCAAAAUGAGUACUUUACUGAUUCCCUUAGUUCAAAACUGGCCAACCAAUCAGCUUUUACAGCAAGAACUAUUUUUCUGGACCAGGAGCCAUACUUCCAGUAUAAUAGUCUUUCAGUCCGAGCACCACUGGAAUCUGAAGUGUUGUGUAGUGACAGUUAUUUUCAGAAUGUCUCUGAGCAUCUGCUGUUAACAGACUUUGGGAAUAGUGCAAUUCAUAAAUAAAAAUACUUUUUUAUAAAUAGCUGGGUCAAACAGAAUAGAGGUAAAAUCAUUAAUCUACUAUAUCCUAAUAUAAUCAUGUAUAAUGCAGACAAUAACCUUUAUGUUUUUUAAAAUACCUGUAUGCAAGUAUACAUUCACAUUAUCCCUGUGUGCUUUUUUUUUUCUGUGUUUUUAUGCAAUUAAAAUGUUAUCUACACAGACUGAAUUAGACAUUUUGUGUUUGUAAAUAAGAUUUAUCAAUACACUUUAUAAUUUAUCUUUAAAUACAUUAUGUGAUCUACAUGAGGUAAAUAAAUAUGUUUCUAUGGCCACAAUGGUGUUAAAAUAUUGAAUUUGUUUUUGUAUGUUGACGUAUUAUGUUAAACAAACAAUGUUGGAAGCCAUAACAGCAUGAUGCUGACACACUAUCAGAUAUUUGUAUUGAUUGGUAAACAGCUGAAACUAGUCAAACAGAUCUAUAUAAUGCACCAGUAUACACUUACUUCAUUAAUAAGUGUGGUGUUAGGUUGUAGUGCCAGACAGUUUAUAAAAAAAUACCUUGUGGGCAUACCAGUACUUAAACAUUUACACAAAAACUUCUUGUACAAACAGAAUAAGCUCGACUUAAAAUAUUUGCAGCAUUCUGUCAUAUACCUUAGUGAAAAAGUUGUUGAAUGAUUACAAAACAUCUCAAGGCACUUAAAGCUACUGAUUCAACACAUACGCAAGUGCUGUUUUCUUCUGCCUCAGUUGACUCAUCUGCAGUAAUCCAAGAGAAAGUUGUAUCUAGACACACAUAUCCUCUAUUACAAUACUCCUUAAUGAAAAGGAUAUCCUUUCUCUAAGUAAUUAUCUUCAACCCACCCAUCUAUUUCUCUUUCCUCUGGACACAUACACUAUUUCUAUUUGAGGGUUACUGUUGCUCAUUCAACUUCUAGUUAUGGAGUUUAUUUCCUCUACCCCAUGCAUUCUGGAAAUGUUAAUUUGUGGGGCAAAAAGCAACCAUGUAUGUGGUUACAGCUAUAUAAAUGUGACAGACUAUUAUAUUAGAAUAUUUUGGUAAUAAUGUUAGACCCAUCAGUAUAAAUAGCACAGUUACUACAUCUUAACAUUAAGCUUUCAAAUGUAAGCCUAAUUUUAGUAGAUGACCUUUCAAAAAUUUCUUUAGAAACCAACCUUAUAUUUCUGGAGUCUGUUAUUUUUAGAAUUUAGGUACAGUAUAUUGAUUAUAGUGUUUGGAACAAGGAUACUUAACAUUGAGAUAUUUAACUGUCCACAUACAAUAAACAAAAUUGA
This is a messenger RNA of Biomphalaria glabrata, 7566 nucleotides long. RefSeq lists its product as uncharacterized. NCBI's taxonomy places the organism in Eukaryota, Metazoa, Mollusca, Gastropoda, Planorbidae. The record is from RefSeq and is a predicted model, not a curated record. The transcript is spliced from 4 exons. Bases 1396 to 6291 code for a protein of 1631 amino acids.